GCGUGGAGACGCACAGACAAUAGACCCAGCCAUAGCUCUGGAAGCCCGUUUUGGACACGGCCUUAAUUUAGUCUAAGUUUUCGAUGAACUGGGAAGACGGCAUGGCAAUGUGAAUUUUGAUGAAUGUCAGAUGAAAAAUUACAAUCGCAAUGAACCGGCAUGGUCGAGAAAUGCACCAUUAUUUGAAGUUAGGGAAGAUGUUGGUCUCCCUCGACCUGUGCAUCCUAAAUGAGGAGAGAAAUGACGGCUGGUUUCAAGACAGACACCGACAGGAAACGGUUGCCUUAUUGCAAGAUGUAGUUGCUGACAGGAUCGGUGAUUUUUAUGCCAAGAAGCGAGCAGCGAGGGUAAAGAGGGAUGAGAAGGAAGGAAAUCCCAAGGCAGAGCAGCCCAAGAUGCUCCAGGGUAACACGGUGAAGAUUGGUUUCAAGUUCACCAAGAAGCCAGUCACCCAACGAUGCCUUUUAAUGAAGCCUAAGUUUGAGACCGUCAUACUCUUCCCGGAGAAGCUUCAUGUCUAUGUCUGUGAGCACCAUCCCUCCACCGUGCUCCAAACCACUGCGCACCUGCUGCACACCGUGUACAGGGAUGCUGACCCCACUGCAGUGGGGAUGAGCGAUUACUUCCCGUCGGCUGCUCAUGCAGGCGCAAGGAGCAUGGCCAAGGUGACAACGUCGGCACGUAAGAAGAGGAACAAAUUGAAGAGAAUUGUGAACCGACAGAUAAAUGCCAUGCCUACAAAGAAGGAGCAACCCACCACAGAGAGAGGGCGUGAUACCCUGUCUGAGGCAGCUUCAAGACGGGCAUGCCACCAGGGCCCACUUAGAUCCACAGGAGAACAUGUGACCGAAAUAGAAGAUUUGGGAAGUGAUGGAAUCCAGCUUGUUGAAGAGAAGGCAGACUGUGAUCCUAAAGCUUCCGAGGAACACACCACCAAGGACGAUGAGAUCUUGAGGUCGGGAAGACAUUCCAACUUGACAACUGGUGCCAGCAUCCAGGAGCAAGCCAAGAAGAGGAAAAGGAACAGGGACUGGGAUCAGAAGGAGGUCACAUGCAGUCGACAAGCACCAUCACACACAGCCUCUUCUGCUUCAGACACAAAAACUUGGGAACCGACAAAAAGACAGAGAGCUGGCGAUGCUGUGAGAGGAGCAAGUAUUGUCAAUUUAAAAGCUAUGCAAAAUAGAGGAGGUCAGAGUAACUUGAAAAAUGGGAAUCAGGAAUUGGAUGUGGUACCCAGUGACGAGGAUGCCGUUGCUAGGAGCCACAAGGCAACAGAUAUUGAGAAGGUGGAUCUUGGGGAUGAAAUGGUAGACCUGUGUGCAGAUGAGGUAUUUUCGGAUGGCGAUGUGGAUUGCAUCAGCAAUAUCAUUUCAGAUGCCGAAGGUGUGAGUAAACUCAGCUGCCUUCAUUUGCAGCGACUCACGAGAAAGAACAGAAGAUACCUCAAGGAAAUCUUCAUUGGAAAGCGGCCUUGCAAGAGGCAUGCCAAUUAUAAACAAGGCGGUUCCACCCGAGCCAAUUUGGCGUAUGAGGCUUGGUAUGGCCCAUACACAGAGGAUCAAGUGGACUGCGUCAUGAAUGAGCUCGUCAAAGUCUACUGUUCUAGCCACAACAAGUAUUUUGACUAUGUCAGCAAAGUGCUCUUACCCGAAGCCUUAACCAAGAUCUGCAUGGACGUGCUUCACAUCCCACUGGAGGAAGCUCAGGCCAUACUGGAGAAGACCCCUCUUUGCGGGGAUGCCACCAUGCUUGGAAGUAGAUACCGAGGGGGCGUGGCACACUAGGAGUACUCUCCACAAUUAAUCUUUCAGGGUGCUCUCCCCCCCAUUGGUCAAAUGUGGAGGACCACCAGUCGGUGACCACUGCUUGAUAUCUCUGGAAACUGAUGUGCACAGAAUGUAAUCCCAGUACCAGGCAAAAAUGGACCAGUGGUUGACAAAUACUUGUCUGGAAUUCACCUCUUGUCAGAUGCGAAGACCACAGUGCCAUGCAUAGUAUUUAGUUGGUGGGUAAGCCUUCUGUGUUUAAUUAAUGGAAAAAAGUAUGAGAAAUGCGGAGUCACCACCAAGUACUGGAUCAUCACUGAAAAGACAAAUGGACAGGCACAGAUGGCGAGCAAUAUGCCAUGUGAUGGAGAAUUCAUGGUAAUUUCACAUGAAAGGAAGCUUCAAUGUCUAUACAUUAGAUGUACAAUGUAUGGUUACUUAGCAAACACUCAACUUGCUGCACUUUUGGCCAAUCUUAGCGUAACUGUGUGGUCAUGUGGUACAUUGAUGUCAGUUGAUCAGGCCCUAUUACAACGAGGGUCAAUGACGACCAUCAUUUUUGGCUUGGUCCACCCAUUAACCCUUACCCCAUAGGAUGUAUGUAAAAUCAUGAAAUCGGAGGAUUUGGAACUGUUGCGGUUAAUCAACUCUUGCUGUGGUGGUAACUGAUGCAUGAUGACCGGUCUGUGACCGCAAAAUCUCACCAGCCCUGUGGGGCGUGUUUUUCUUCUUUGUUGAAUGCACCAUUGGAAUAGAGUUUUGUGCACUGUUAACAAGUAUCAGUGGUCAUGACUUCAGAAGCUGCAGAUUUUUGCUGUAAAGUUUUGAAUGAUGUUUAUGUUGGAAGAGUGGGGAAAAGGAGAGAAAAGGCAAUCUCUGUCCAACAAGGGAUAUGACUACUUAAAUGUUACUGAUGUUAAAUCUUGCUCAUGAAAAAAG
Molecule: messenger RNA, 2708 nt
Organism: Acanthaster planci (crown-of-thorns starfish)
Lineage: Eukaryota; Metazoa; Echinodermata; Asteroidea; Valvatida; Acanthasteridae
Source: RefSeq, a predicted model, not a curated record